Haemonchus placei is the source of this 2751-nucleotide messenger RNA. The record is from the annotation of a GenBank genome assembly. NCBI's taxonomy places the organism in Eukaryota, Metazoa, Nematoda, Chromadorea, Rhabditida, Trichostrongylidae.
UUGUUUUCCUUCGAUCUUGUUUUACGUUUUGCAGGUGAUAAUCAUGGUAAUCUAGUCCAUCUGCACGAAAGAGACUGUUCCGUGCAACGGCGGCAUCAGAAAGUAAUAGAGAUUGCUCCGGCUCCUGCUCUGGAUCCAACUAUUCGAGAAAAUAUUCUCAAUGAUGCUAAAGGAAACUAUUACUUCAUCGAAGUGAACGCUCGUCUACAAGUUGAGCACACAGUAACCGAGGAAAUCACUGGGGUGGAUAUUGUGCAAGCUCAGCUGAGAAUAGCCGAAGGAAAAACGUUAGAUGAUCUCAAACUAUCACAGGAGACUAUCGUGCCCCAUAAAUCCGCUAUACAAUGUCGUGUCACAACGGAAGAUCCCGCUCGAGACUUCCAGCCGGACUCGGGCAGGAUAGAGGUAUUCCGAUCUGGGGAAGGUAUGGGAAUACGUCUUGAUUCAGCUUCCGCGUUUGCUGGGUCAGUGAUUUCUCCAUUCUACGACUCCCUUCUCGUAAAGAUUAUUGCAUCCGAUCGUAACCACCCUAACGCUUGUGCCAAGAUGAUUCGAGCACUGAAGGAGUUCAGAAUUCGCGGAGUCAAGACCAACAUUCCAUUUUUGCUCAAUGUUCUUCAACUGCCGGCAUUUAUGGAUGCAUCUGUCGAUACUUACCUUAUUGACGACAACCCGGAUUUAUUCAAAUUCAAACAAUCUCAAAAUCGCGCUCAAAAGCUUCUUAGUUACUUAGCAGAAGUGCAGGUGAAUGGCCCUACAACACCGCUCGCUACUGACCUCAAACCAGCUAACGUCGAUCCACCAAUUGCAGGGUCACCACCUCCCACUGGUCUCCGUUCGAUUCUCGUCAAAGACGGUCCAGAAGCGUUUGCUCGAGCGGUACGACGGACACCUGGAUGCAUGAUCACUGACACUACGUUCCGAGAUGCCCAUCAAUCUCUACUCGCAACUCGUGUUCGUACAUACGAUCUGGCGAAAAUAGCACCGUUCGUGUGUCACUCUUUCCCACAUUUGUACUCACUGGAGAACUGGGGAGGUGCGACUUUUGACGUUACAAUGCGUUUCCUACACGAAUGCCCAUGGGAACGACUUGAGACGCUUCGUCAGCUUAUUCCAAAUAUUCCAUUCCAAUGCCUUUUCAGAGGAGCGAAUGCCGUCGGUUAUAGCAAUUACCCAGACAACGUCCUUCACAAGUUCUGCGAAUUGGCGGUGAAGUCAGGAAUGGAUGUGUUUCGUGUCUUUGACAGUCUCAAUUAUGUUCCAAAUUUGGUGGUUGGUAUGGAAGCAGUUGGCAAAGCUGGUGGUGUGGUCGAAGCGGCAAUUUCUUACACCGGUGAUGUUUCGGAUAAAACGAGGACACAGUACAAUCUUCAGUAUUACAUGGACUUGGCUGAACAACUUGUCAAAGCACAAGCUCAUGUACUGUGCAUCAAGGAUAUGGCAGGUCUUCUGAAACCAGAGGCCGCCAAACUUUUAGUUGGGGCAUUGAGGGACAAAUUCCCUGAUAUGCCAAUCCACGUGCACACACACGACACUUCUGGAGCUGGAGUUGCUGCAAUGCUCGAGUGUGCCAAGGCUGGUGCGGAUGUUGUCGAUGCAGCUGUUGACAGUAUGAGUGGCAUGACAAGUCAGCCGAGCAUGGGUGCUAUUGUAGCUAGUCUCCAAGGAACGCCAUAUGACACAGGACUUAGCUUGGACGAAAUCUCGAAGUAUUCUGCCUACUGGGAAUCGGCGCGUCUACUGUACGGUCCAUUCGAAUGUACUGUUACCAUGAAGAGUGGAAAUGCUGACGUAUAUAAACACGAGAUUCCAGGAGGACAAUACACUAAUCUGCAAUUCCAGGCUUUCUCACUCGGUCUUGGCAAUCAGUUUGACGAAGUGAAGCGAAUGUAUCGAGAAGCCAACCUAGCUCUUGGUGACAUUGUCAAGGUGACUCCGUCAUCGAAAAUAGUCGGUGAUCUGGCGCAGUUCAUGGUACAGAACAACCUUACCCGUGAGACUUUAGUUGAUCGUGCUGAUGACUUAUCCUUCCCCAAGAGUAUUAUUGAUUACAUGCAGGGUAACAUAGGACAGCCUCCAUACGGCUUCCCAGAGCCUCUUCGAACGAAGGUCCUUCGUGGAAAACCAAAGUUGAGAGGAAGAGCUGGUGAGAUGAUGUUCCCCAUGGAUUUCGCCAAAGCGAAAGCCGAAUUGGAAGCAAANCACGGACGAACUCUGAGAGAACAUGAUGUUAUGUCCCACGCUAUGUUCCCUGCGGUCUUCAAUGAAUUCGAGCAAUUCCGCACUGCAUAUGGACCAGUCGACAAGCUUCCUACUAGAAUAUUCUUCAAGGGACUGGAUAUCGCAGAGGAAGUUGACGUUGAAAUUGAGAAGGGAAAGACACUUACUAUCCAGCUCCUGGCUGAAAGAAAGUUAAAGAAUAAAGGGGAACGUGAAGUGUUCUUCCACCUCAACGGUCAGAUGAGAAGCUUGUUCGUUAAAGAUAAGGAGGCUUCAAAGGAAACAGCAUCGCGACCGAAGGCUCUCGCUGGUGUUAAAGGUUCUGUCUCUGCUCCUAUGCCUGGUGAGAUUCUCGAGCUAAAGGUCAAGGAAGGCGACAAAGUUGUCCAGAAACAGCCACUCUUCGUUUUAUCAGCCAUGAAGAUGGAAAUGGUGGUCGAUGCACCUAUUGCUGGUACAGUGAAGGCGGUUCACCUCUCGAAGGGAGACAAAUGUGCAGCUGGCGACCUCGUUGUAGAAAUUGAACCUUGA